GAGAAGAAGAAUGGCAUCGAGCUCUUCGUGUCCUCUGAUAGGCCGGGAGUCUCAGAGCCCCUCCCCGCUGAAGAGGUCAUCCAAUCACUGAACAUCAGGGUCCUCCAUCGACACCUGGGACACUUCGGCAUCACCGAGGUCUCAACCGAGAAGAACGUGCUGCAGGGCGAGCAGCGGGAUCACGUUUGGAGCCCAGAGGGUUUCUACGCCGUCAUCCUCUUCUUCACCGUCUUCGUCAUCGUCAUCACCUGCUUGAUGGUUUUGUUCCGACUGAAAGAGAAGGUCCAGGUUUGUGACAGACAGCUGAAGGCUCCGCCUCUUGACCUCCACCUGACCCCCACCGUCCAAUCAGACUCUGCCCAGAAGUCAAAGGGUGCCAAGGUUGUGUCGUCAGGAAGCAUGGUACAAGCUGAGCUCCCGCCAAUUGUAGCCAAGCCCAUUCGUCCGCAGCAGCCAAUCACAGCCUGCCGUCGCCUCGCUCCUCCUGUCCCUCUGCCCAG
Molecule: messenger RNA, 500 nt
Organism: Notothenia coriiceps (black rockcod)
Lineage: Eukaryota; Metazoa; Chordata; Actinopteri; Perciformes; Nototheniidae
Product: receptor-type tyrosine-protein phosphatase R-like
Exons: 4
Biological process (GO): signal transduction; protein dephosphorylation
Cellular component (GO): cytosol; cell junction; plasma membrane
Molecular function (GO): protein tyrosine phosphatase activity; protein kinase binding
Source: RefSeq, a predicted model, not a curated record